Molecule: messenger RNA, 570 nt
Organism: Leptosia nina
Lineage: Eukaryota; Metazoa; Arthropoda; Insecta; Lepidoptera; Pieridae
Source: the annotation of a GenBank genome assembly
AUGUUUCCCACGACUACGUCGUUCGUUAAAAGGGUAUCUACGCUCGUGAAACAAGUGUCUCGACGAACAUUCCAAACUACACCCUUAGCGAUGGCUCCGAUUAAGGUUGGUGAUAAAUUACCGGCGGUCGAUUUGUUCGAAGACUCGCCCGCAAACAAGGUUAAUAUCUGUGAGUUGACGUCAGGCAAAAAAGUUGUUUUAUUUGCUGUGCCUGGAGCGUUUACUCCGGGUUGUUCCAAGACUCACUUGCCGGGGUAUGUCGAAAAUGCUGACAAGAUGAAAUCUGAAGGAGUAUCAGAAAUUGUGUGUGUCUCUGUAAAUGAUCCUUAUGUAAUGGGUGCUUGGGGUACCCAACAUAACACUAAGGGAAAGGUUCGUAUGCUUGCUGACCCAUCUGGUAACUUCAUAAAAGCCCUGGAUCUUGGAACCACUCUGCCACCACUUGGUGGAUUCCGUUCAAAGCGGUUUUCUAUGGUCAUCACUGAUAGUACUGUUGAAGAAUUGAAUGUGGAACCUGAUGGUACUGGGCUCUCUUGCUCACUGGCUGACAAGUUAAAGUUGAAGAAGUAG